GCCAGCUCGGAUGUAGCUCGUCACACCUCUCGCUGCUCUCUGGCUGGUAUUCCUGUCUGCAAUCCUUCUUCGAUUCCUCAAAACCGAAACACCGGAAGUAAACAGAACGUAUCCUGCGACCGAUAAUUCUGUCGACAAGAUGGACACAAAUCCGAAGGCGAAUGAAGCUGCAGUUGUGAUUAUCGGUGCUGGCAUAUCAGGGAUGUGUAUUGCCAUCGAUAUGAUCCGACGAAACCGCAGCCGCAACUUUAUUAUUCUCGAGAAGGGCUCUCGGGUUGGCGGGACUUGGGGUGAUAACCAGUAUCCUGGGUGUUGCUGUGACGUCUGGAGCCACUUGUACUCAUACUCCUUCGAGCCCAACCCGAAUUGGAGCACAAUGUAUCCCGAGCAUAAGGAAAUACACGCCUACUUGGUUGGGGUUGCAGAGAAAUGGAGCUUAUUCCGUCAUAUCCGCUUCAACAGUCUGGUAGAAGAAGCCCGAUGGGAUAAUCAAGCCUAUAAGUGGACCACAAAAGUGCAAGUUCUCGGCGGGAAAGAUGCGGAAUAUACUCAAUCCUACACCGUCUCGUCGGACUUCUUGAUCUCGGGGGUCGGCCAGCUCAACUACCCGCUGUACCCCGACAUAGAGGGUAUGAAGUCUUUUGAAGGCAAGAUGAUGCAUACGGCCCGAUGGGAUUCCAGCUACGAUCUCAGCGGCAAACGAAUCGCAGUCAUUGGGAACGGCGCUUCGGCCGUACAAGUCGUUCCCGAAGUUGCCAAAACCGCCGCAUCAGUCGUUGUUUUCCAACGCACGCCGAAUUGGAUCAUCCCACGCCAGGACAAAUCUAUCAGUACCACGAUGCAGAACAUAUACCGCUAUGUUCCACUGGUUCGAAAACAAUAUCGCAAGAUGCUUAUGGAUUUUAGGGAGACGUUUCACGGCAUUGCCAUUGCAGACUCCGCUUUCAACACCGAGGCUCGACAGCUGUGUCUAGAGAUGAUGGAACGGCAGAUCCCAAACAACCAAAAACUGAGAGACGCUCUGACUCCAGACUAUACACCGGGUUGCAAAAGAGUCCUACUCUCCGAUGAUUACUAUGUCGCAUUGAAUAAACCUCAUGUCGCGCUUGAGACGGCCCCGAUUGAGACUUUCACUGCCAAGGGCAUCAAGACUACGGAAAGCGAAUACGAGUUCGACUUGGUGGUACUUGCCACCGGCUUCCGAACUACCCAGUUCAUGUUCCCGAUGAAAAUCUAUGGCGCAGAUGGGCAGGCCGUGGACGAGCUCUGGGAUAAACAGGGCGCCGCUCGGGCAUAUCUAGGAAUAGCCGUCGAGACCUUACCCAACUUUGCCAUGCUUUACGGGCCUAACACGAACUUGAGCCACAGCUCCAUCAUCCUCAUGAUUGAAGCACAGUCGCGAUACAUCAGCACACUAAUCCGCCCUGUCCUGUUGGCAUGGGCGAAAGGUGCUCGCUUAGCAAUACAGCCGAGUCCGCAAAGUCUAGCAUUGUACAACGCUAAGGUCCAGGAAAAUCUUUCGAAGACGACCUUCGCGGACCCCAAGUGCAACAGUUGGUACAAGAAUGCCGAGGGUGUCAUUACCACGAAUUGGUACGGGACUGUCGUGGAGUAUCAGAAGCUGACAUCAGUCGUUAACUGGGACGAUUAUAUUCUCUCCAGUCCCGAUCGGCGACAGAUCCUACCCAAAGGCAGGCUGGACAUCGGUCGAGUUGUUGAGGAAUCCACUCUUUCAACAUCUAGUUUAGUUUGGUCUCUUCUUGCAGUCAUGGCAGUUGUGGGUUGUGGAUUAUAUAACGGAGCUGUAACUUCUCUCUUCCGACUUCGAUCCUAGUCUGCGACGACCAGUCUAGCAUUUGGAUGCUAAUAUCGAUCCGGAGAGACCCCAACAUGACCCUUCCCCUACAC
Molecule: messenger RNA, 1908 nt
Organism: Durotheca rogersii
Lineage: Eukaryota; Fungi; Ascomycota; Sordariomycetes; Xylariales; Xylariaceae
Exons: 4
Coding region: 140-1834 (564 amino acids)
Molecular function (GO): flavin adenine dinucleotide binding; NADP binding; N,N-dimethylaniline monooxygenase activity
Source: RefSeq, a predicted model, not a curated record